CGGGCACUCAUGGCCCAGGUAGGACAGAAACUUCGCACCUCCUCUCAAGGGCCGGCGCCAGCCAUUGACAAUUGACAUUGAUGGACGACUGCUCCACGACGUCUUUUGAAUGAGACCAACCGGUGAUGAGUUGUACUCUGUACAUACGAUGCCUCAUUGCACCAUUCCUUGCGUGUCUGCCAAACGGGACGGGGCCCGCGAUGUGCCUGGCCACUUGCAAGGCGGUUUUGGUACAAAGCGCCCGGGCAUGGGGUCGAUUCUAGCAUCAACAUAUCCCCCAGUUUGCGUCAUUGGGAUCGGAUCGAGGUACCAAAGACAGAAGCAUCAAAUAUCCAUCAUUGUGUUCUUUUCCCCAAACUUUCAGCCGGCACAUCGAGGAACGGCGGUGGAUGUCACUGGUCAGGGGACUCGAUUAACCGCCCAAACCCGGGGCCAUCACGAGCGUUGGAAAUUUCAGGCUAGACCUUUUUUAUCCUGGGUCCGCAUUCUCUGCCAAUGGAAGAGCCGGUGCUUGGGUAGAAAUGGACCCUUGACCCAUGCUGGGCGAGGCGGUACGCCGUCACGGGUGAAGCGUUCCAGUUUUUAGUGCAGGCGGACCCUCUGGGGAGGAGUUCGCAGCUCGAGUCCGACUUUCCUCAGCUUGGCACGGGCGCUCUCAGUUACAGCAGUCCGUCAAGGCACACUUGGACAGGGCGGGCUUGUUGACUUUGCAGUUUCGAAACAGGCCCCCUCUUGCAUCAUUCUAAAGUGUAAACAUG
Molecule: messenger RNA, 758 nt
Organism: Aspergillus ibericus CBS 121593
Lineage: Eukaryota; Fungi; Ascomycota; Eurotiomycetes; Eurotiales; Aspergillaceae
Exons: 1
Coding region: 110-586 (158 amino acids)
Source: RefSeq, a predicted model, not a curated record